Messenger RNA from Medioppia subpectinata, 1245 nucleotides. NCBI's taxonomy places the organism in Eukaryota, Metazoa, Arthropoda, Arachnida, Sarcoptiformes, Oppiidae. The record is from the annotation of a GenBank genome assembly.
AUGGAGGAUUGCCCGGUAGAUAUUGAUAUUGUAGUCGGUCAUCUCGACGCCCCGUUCUACUAUUGGAAUCAGACUACGAUUUACUCGAACGCACCCAACCAUCCAUUUUAUACUCACCCGGAAUAUAACGGUGGCUCCAAUGGCUCGAUCGAUAUGGCGCUGAUCCGCGUGGAGCCCGAUAUAACUUUUGACGAUAGGCUAUCGGUGGGCACCGCAUGCCUGCCGGCCAGCGGUGUAACAAACACUGUGGAUGAGUACGCGCUGAUCACGGGGUGGGGAGUCGUGGACAAUGUGGGUAAUACAGAUGAUAACCGCCACAUGGGUUGGGUAAAGAUAAUAGCGCCCAGUACGUUUAAUUGGACAAUUGACGAGCCAUACAUAUUUGCCGGAACUGUGCCCCCCAUUAAUGGCACAGCCAUCUGUGCGGGCGAUUCCGGGGGACCAUUAGUGCAGUACGUGUCGGGUCGGGCCGUACUGAUCGGUGUGGCGUCGAAAUCAUACACAUUUAGCAAACGUAACGAUACAACCGCCUGGAACUGCGCCUCACAAUACAACAACUCUAUAACGAAGCUAGCGCUAAUCUAUGGAUGUAAUGCGUCUAAGGACAGGUGCCCGAUUGACAUUGAUAUUGUAGUCGGUGCUCUCGACGCCCCAUCGAUCCAAACUACCAUUUACACGAACGCACUCAACCGUCCAUUUGUUACUCACCCAACAUAUAAAGCCGGGCGCCUAUCCAAUGGGUCGAUCGAUAUGGUGCUGAUCCGCGUUCAGCCCGAUAUAACUUUUGACGAUAGGUUAUCGGUGGGCACCGCAUGCCUGCCGGCCAGCGGUGUAACAAACACUGCGGAUGAGUACGCGCUGAUCAGCGGGUGGGGAAGUGUGGACAAUGUGGGUAAAUUUCCUGUUAAUCGCCACAUGGGUUGGGUAAAGAUAAUGGCACCAGGUACGCUUAAUUGGACAACGGACCAAAUAUACCUAUACGCCCAACAUGUGUCCCCCAUUAAUGGCACAGUCGUCUGUCAGGGCGAUUCCGGGGGACCAUUAGUGCAGUACGUGUCGGGUCGGGCCGUACUGAUCGGUGUGGCCUCGAGAUCAAUCAGAUCUGUCAAACAUAACAAUACAAGUGUCCGGUACUGCGCCUCACAAGACGCCGACUCCAUCACAAUUUGGAUGCGAGUGUCCGCUCAAAUCGAUUGGAUUAUUGGUGUUAUCCGUAACGACACAUACGUAUCAAUACAUGGAUAA